Molecule: messenger RNA, 4223 nt
Organism: Bactrocera neohumeralis
Lineage: Eukaryota; Metazoa; Arthropoda; Insecta; Diptera; Tephritidae
Gene: Mob2
Product: MOB kinase activator-like 2
Exons: 5
Coding region: 920-3343 (807 amino acids)
Biological process (GO): positive regulation of protein phosphorylation; signal transduction
Cellular component (GO): cytoplasm; nucleus
Molecular function (GO): protein kinase activator activity
Source: RefSeq, a predicted model, not a curated record
UUCUUUUGGUCAGACUGGUUGUAUCUCCGGUAGUAGUAGAGCGAGCGCCCGCUUAUACAGCUUAGUCGUUCGAUCGGUCGGUCGGUCGGUAGUUUAAAUGGUCGCUGGUACAUUACAGGCCUGACCUGUUUCACUGUUGUGGCUUUCGUACGACGCGCAAAAACGACAAUUGACGCUUUGAACAUUGAAAAGCGCACAACAGCGUGACAACAACAACGGUACGUUCGCCGUAAGCUAGCCAAAUGCAAUUUUGUAUGCUUUGGCAAUUUCGCGAAACGUUCUUCGUGUGUGAAAAGUGCAAAACAGAUGUUGAGUGUGCAAAAAUGUGCUGAAUUUGAAGAAAAUCGCUGCAAACAGUUGCGAAACUGGUGAAAUUCGACGACUUUUUGUUGCAAUAAAUGCAAAAAAAAAAAUAAAAUUAUAAAUGAAAAUUAAGUGAGUGAGCCAAGCAGCCGAAUGCUUUAUUUUGUUUUGAAAAUUUCUGAAAGAUUUCCAAGAAACAUACGCCGAACGAACUAUAACAAUAUAGUGCGAGAAAUACCAAUUAUACUGUGAAAUAAACCAACAACAACAAGCACACGUAUAUAAACAAAACAACAAUAAAGACCACACCAAAAAUAAUUAAUAACAAAAGUAAAGAAGAAAAUAAGUUGUGAAAGGGAAAUGCGCAACAAAGUAAACAUUCGUCAGAAAAUCAAACAAAACUACGCAGUGAAGUGAAAUAAUAACAAUAACAACGAAACAUAUAAUAAAAGCGAAGCAGCAAUUAUUGAACGAGCGGGUUUCCACAGCGUUGACCUGCGCACCGGCUACACAAGCCUUGUGAUCCUCUCGACAACCUGAAACUCCAACAGCCAAACCGAAACCAAAACCAACUUGAACUAACCUCUUGGCGAGGUGCCACUAAACCUUCGAAAUUAUGUUGAGAACGCCCACACACAUCGUGGAACUGAGUACGAAUACGACGAGUCCAUUGCUACAGAAGUUCCACGUCGGCGCGACUACCAACGGCGCUGGCGCGGCGAACGGCUCCCCAGCCGUCGGUGUGAAGGCGAGCAGUUGUGCGGCGGCAGCAGCCGCAGCGGCAACUGCGGUGCAAUAUCACCAUCAACAACAACAACAGCAAAAGCAAACGUCUAACAAAUUCUUUAAUGAUCGGCAGCAGCAACAACAAGAACAACAGAAACAAACGACUGGCUAUCGAUUUCAAGCGAAGGGCAUGAAAAUCACCACAUCAUCAUCCUCGGCUGCGAAAGAGCACUUAGCGAACGCAACAAUAACUACAAACACAGCACCGGCGGCUAGCACACCGAUUUCGGCCGCACGCAGCCUCUUGUCAUCGACACCGUUUAUUUCGUUUAAGCGUAUCAAAAAAUCGAAAACAACCACCACCACAACAACAGCAACAACCAAUUCAACGAGCACACGCACAAAGACGAACGGUCUGAUCGCCAACGCUGUGGUGGAACACGUUUAUGCGCCAGCAACGGUCGCUGCAGCCACAGUGCAGGGCCAACAGUUCGACCAGUCAGCUGACAGUAGCAGCGGCAACAACUAUCACUUUUGCUGCGGCAACCAACACAAUAACAACAACAAUAAUAACUAUUUGAAGACGGAAAUCGCUACGUUGACGCACGGCAACGGCACCGCGCUGGUGAAAUCAUCGUCGUCAUCAUCGAACGCCUCCUCGACGGCUUCGUCAAAUCACUCGGCCUUCUCCAGCACGCCGCUUACCGCUUCUGCCUCCGCGGCCAGUGUUGGCAACGCGAGCAAUAUCAGCUGCAGCACACAGAGCACAGCGAUCUCCAGCACCAACUCGAACGCCUCCAGCGCAGCGUCGGCCACUUCGGUCGUUACUAUGUCGCCAACAACACAGGCUCCGACGCGAACAUCACUGUUCGAUUCAUGUCAUCGGAAGAUACGGCUCAUCGGCGGCGGUCCGGUCGCCUUUCUGGGCGGACUUGUAGCAAAAGCGCGUCGUAAAGAGCGCGAUGGCGAUCAAAAUUCAACAGAUACCAAAUUAUAUUUGGAGGAGAGCGUUCUAGAACGUAAGCUACCUGAAGCCGAUCUCAAAGCCUUAGUGGAUCUUCCAGCUGGCUUGGACUAUAAUGAAUGGCUGGCCUCACACACACUGGCUCUAUUUGAGCACGUAAACCUGGUUUAUGGAACUAUUAGUGAAUUUUGUACGCCCUCUGGUUGUGCCGACAUGACCGGACCUGGCAACAGAACGUACUUAUGGUUCGAUGAGAAAGGCAAGAAGACGCGCGUCGCCGCACCACAAUACAUCGACUAUGUGAUGACCUUCACGCAGAAGACAGUCAGCGACGAGUCGAUAUUCCCAACCAAAUAUGCCAACGAAUUUCCGAGUUCGUUCGAAUCGAUUGCCCGCAAAAUACUACGCUUGCAAUUUCAUGUGAUAGCUCAUCUCUAUGCGGCGCAUUUCCGAGAAAUCGCGCUACUGGGACUGCACACCCACUUAAAUUUGACCUUUGCGCACCUGACCGCACUGCAUCGCCGCUUCACGCUGAUCGACGAGAAGGAAACGGACGUGCUGCGCGAUCUGGAGGUGGCGCUGCGCCUCACCGACGACGGCCAAAGCUCGCUCGCCUCGUCCACAAUUACGGCCACAACGGAUGGUGGCAGCAGUAGCUGCGGCGGUGGCGGCAGCGGCGGAGGCGCGAGCAGUGGCACUACAGCUGACAGUGGUAUCGCGAAUAGCGGCAGCAGCUACAGCAGUGGCGGUGGCGCGGCAGCACACGCUCACCACUCACAGCAGCAGCAACAGGCGGGAGCAGACGAUGUCAAUUUAUUGCAACAGCAACAGUCAGCGGGCACAACGCUCAUCGAUGGCGACGCGGCUGCGCCGCCCAUUUGCACGCAGCCCGAGGCGCAGACGAAGCAGCCGAACAAUGCGCACGCGUCGACAGCAGCGGCGGUCUUUGGCGGCGGUGGUGGCCUUAUUGGCGGCAUAUUGGGCGAUCUGAGUAGCGGUGAGUUCGGCGAGACGGCGACACGCUAUUGCACCUCGGCCCUGCCGCAACACCAACAACAAGCUCAGAACGCUGAGGUGGCGGUGAAUUGCAACAAUGGCGGCGCGGGCGCUUUGCACUUGAAUUUCAACAAUAAUCACCAUCAUCAUCAUCACCAUCACCAUCAUCAGCACGCGCAUGCGCACCAGCCGGCGGCGCAUCAUCAUUUCACACAACAACAACAGCAACACCAGCAGCACAGCGGCCUCAUACAGUGCAAUGCCAGCAACGCGCCGAACGCGAACACCGUCACGAACGCCGCAGCCACGACCGCAACGAAUGCCAGCGCCGCAGCAACAACAACAACAGCAUAGUUGGCAACACCGUGCGCUCCCCCAAGAAGUAUACACUUAGUUUCCAAAGCUUGUAUUGAUGAUACCGUUGAUGUUGAUGCUUUAGUUGGACGCGUUGCAAGUGUUGAUUUGUAUGUUGUUAGAUAUCCUAGUGCAGCGACAGCUGCUGUUGUUGCUGUCGAAACUGUCGAAAGUGCUAACGCAAGUGCUAUUGUUAAUGCCGUCGUCGCUGCGAACGCCAACACCAACACCACCACCAACGCCGUUGUUGCCGCACCCAUUGCCACUGCUGUUGCCCCUAGCGUAGGAAGCGAUCUUGUUGUUGGUCGCAAGUAUGAUGAUGUUGACGUUGUUGUAGUCGGUGUUGAAGUUGAAAUUGAAGACAAAGCUAAAUACAAAAACAAAGAUGAUAAUGAUAACGAUGUUAAAAGUGUUGCCGUUGCGGCCGCAAAGGAUGUAUGACGCUUAUUGCUUUAUAUUUACAAUAUAUAGAGUAGUGUUAACUAAAAAGUAAGAUUACAAAAAGAAAACAAAAAAAAACAAACAAACAAAUAUGAAUAAUUUAAAGAAAAAGAGUAAAGCUGAGAAUAUGAAAAUAUAAAUAUAUAACAAAAUGCAAAACAAAAACAAAAUAGCAGAGAACUAUAUUGAUUGAUUGUAAUUGUGUCUGUAUCUGGUGUUACACCAACAAACAAAAUACAAAUAAAACUUAAUUUAGCAAACAGAUAAAUAAACACCUAAAUGCAACUCACAAACAUAUUAGCAAACAAAACGAAAAGUAAACCCAAGUAAUUCUAGAUUAUGUUAUGAAAUAAAGUGCUGAGUAAUAAGCUAGCAUUAUGCACUGUGCAAGCGAAAAUAAAGUUGAAUAAAUAAAAUUAACUAAUUGACAAAAAUACAA